UCGCGUCGUCUGCAGUACUUACUUAGCCGGUUAUAAAAAUCGCACAGGUUACAAUGCGUUCAAAGUGUAAACAAAUGUAGUUCAGAACAGAGUGACAUUUUUAGAAAGAGCCAUGGUUAUAGCUAUAGUCUUUUUAGAUUCAGAGUCUUGUUAUAACACGUAGAUAUGCCGAUGCAGUUUCGUUGUGUGCAUACAUACAUAUAUCUAGUUUGUGCAGUCGUUGAACGACUCAACAGGUUGUGACACGCAAAGAGCGAGUAGUGAUAUCCAAGAUGUAUUCGCAAUACAAGAAUUUAACCAGUCAAAAGUCAUCCCAGUCGCAAUUUCGAAAAUUCGUCGAAAAUGCUGACAUCAAUGAGCUUAUCAAAAUGGUCCUCUCGAAACUCAGCUCCACAGAGGUGAUGAAGAUGCUGGAUGAUAUAUUCCAAGCUUGUUCAGAACUGGGAUACGGAUAUCAUGAUAAAUGGCAGAAAUUGGUCAAAGCUAUUUUCGAUGCGCUCAAAAAGACUAAAGUUACCAGCAAGCAUGCCGAGAACAUUGUUAGUAGGAUCGUGGUUGAUUUUCCAAUGUUUGAGAGAGCUCAUCUCGUCAAGCUUGUUGAUUACUUUCUUGACAGGAUUAGGAAUAACGACGACGAUUUCAUGAGCUGGAAGGAUGUUCUGCCUUUACUAUUAGAAAGACUUGAGGAAGAGAAUAACAUAAACCAUAGAGGCUCUGAUGUCACUGGCAAAGAUUAUAAAAUCAUUAUUAUACGUUCUAUUUGUGAUAUUGACUGGGAACCUUCAAUUUUGACAUCAUUAGCAAAAAUGUUUGUAGAACUGAUGGCAGAAGUAAAGGAUAAAGUUAUUUGGGACACUAUUAUGAAAGCGUUGACAAACAAACUUAUGACUGUUGAUCUCAAUGAGCUGCCACCUUUGGCUCAUCAAAUGCUUAAACUGGGAUGUGAGCACAACAGCACAUUACUAUUUUCCACUCUGUCCAAAUACUUUGCAGAAAAUUAUGUCAAUGUCUCAGAUGACGAUGCCAAUAGCCAAGAGACAUCCGAAUCAAUAAUUUCAAGCAAAGUCUCCUUAAAAGAACUCCAGGAGGUAGAAAGUACAGUCAUAUACUACAUCUACCAAUCUGCUCUGGAUAACACCAAAGGUUCAACAGAAUAUCUGAAAUGCCUGAAAUCUGUGGUUAAUGCCCCAGAAUACAUUCUGGACACAUUUGUCAUGUCAGUACUACUGCUGUUAUCCGGUUUGCACGAAGACGAAGCCUUUCAAAUUUUAAAACUCGCGGUUUUGCGACGGAUCCAGGAAGAGGAAAAUCAGAACAACAGUGCCUGGCUCAGACGAGUGUCAUCUGAUAAUCAAAACGUCCUACAAACGAUCAACCGAGUGAUCGAUCACAGCAAUAAAGACCGUCAACUGGUCCUAAAAGGCAUGGUUGAUUUCGCCUUUGUACUAUUGGGCAUUGAUCGCAAGGCUGGUACAGAGCACCACCUGCCCUGGGAGUACGGCUGUAAGAUAGUUCAGAAGAUUGCCAGAAAGCGAAGCGAUGCCGGUGGAACUAUCCUCGAGAUUCUCGUCGACAAAAUUGUCCGAGCAGGCUCCAACGUCAUACAGUACACAGACUGCCUGUCGUACAUGUGUCGUCGGCUAACGAUGACUGUGCUAGAGCAUCAAGUCUGGAUAACGACUCUCUUGGAACAGCUGUUGGUGAUACCCGGCUCGGCAGCGAGUCAAGUUUUGCGGGCCAUUCUACCACUGAUGCGUGUCUCUGGCUCGAUUCGCGACAAUUUGAUCAUGAGCUUGAGAAAGGCGUUGUAUCGCAAGGGCACCGAGACUCGAAAGAUGGCUGUUUUAGGUUUUCUACAGCUGCUGAAAAAUUUGAAGCUCACGACACUCACAGCACUCAGCCAGUCUGACUCGUUGUCGUCGUCUAACGUUGCCUCGUCGUCAUCGUUGUUCACUCAGGCGACAAUGGAAAGACCGUCGCAACGAUCAGCCUCGAAUCCGUGGCACAAUACCAGUCUGUGUCGAGAGAUUCUAGCUAUUCUCGGCAAGUGCUUUUCACACGAGAUAGAAGUGCGAUCUCACCUGUACAAAGAACUGUACUUCGGUAUACUGAAGAACGAAGAACUAACAGAGUACGUAGUAGAGAUGUUGCUGGAGCACUUGUUCCAGUACUACGAAAAGGAUGAAAACGUGGCACUGCCGAUCGUCUUUGAAAAAUGCAGCACAACCCAAGGCAUCGAGGUGGUGUUACAAGAGCCCCUGGCUGACCUCAUCUUUGCCCUACAAAAGAUUUACCUGAGAGUCGCUUCCAAGGAAUCGGCCAGGAUUGACAAGUUAGCUGUUGUCCUGGAAUCGUUAUGCAAGAGAAUGUGUCAGACUGAUCUCGAGCAUAUGGGGCUGGAAGAGGACACAGAUUUACUGGAUAAUACACCAAAAGCCCAGCAAAAGUUGUUAAACGUCAAACUUGCGAUCUCGGUGUACGAAUCACUGAUAGCUUAUAAAAUCGCUUCCUGGUCUCAAGUUAGCGUCAAUAUUAGUCAAAGCGUUAUAUCCCUUUUCAAAGGCUAUUCGAACUUGGUCGAGUAUCUGAAAAGAACAAAUAAGACAAAGAAGGGACCUGGAAAGGGUAAGAAGGACAAAGACAAAGAUAAAGACGGCAACGACACGACGAUCAAGAAGCCAGGGAGACCUGCAGCCAUUAAAAUGCCGCCAACCGUCAUGGACUUUGACACCGUGGCAAAGAGCAUGAUUUUGUUGUACAACACUAAAAAUACCUACGCAACAGAAGAUCAAACAAGCCUAUUGCGAGGACGCAUCGAGUUUCAUUUGUACAUCCUGAGCACCUGUUUACAACUUCUGCAGCACGUGAAGACCUUGAAGGAUCACGAUCUGCAGACUUGCCUGGAAUUGAAUAAACAAAAUUUCAACUCCAUCGGACGCACGCUUUACAAGUACAUAAUUUCCGAUUUGAAGACCGUGAGCUCUUUCAAUGGGCAAACAGCCGGGCUGGGACUGGAAUGUUUCAAAGAAUGCUGCGACGUCAUGUGCACACUCAAUUCGUCCGAAUUACCAGCUUUCCUCGAAGUAACAUGCGAAGUAAAAUCGGAUCGCGGACUCUCACUACAGUUGCAAGGGCUUAUCUCUCCAUUAAAAGACGUAUUCAUUGCGAGUCUCAACGAAGACGAGACCGAGGAGGUGAUAGCGGAAAAGAUACCUAUACACUUGAUUGAAACGAUAUCCAAACUCGUCCAGAAAAUUAUGUUUAACGAAAUUAAAGCUGAGAAGAUGUUUGACUGGCUCACAAAAUUAGCUGAAGAGCAAGAAAUCGUCGAUAUAACAGUAGCCUCAAUAAUCUUCCAACUUAUCUUGAUGAUAGAAGAGCGAAGUUUGGAAUACGGAGAAGUACUUCAAGAUAUUUGCAUUGAAUUUUGCGCGAUUCUUGGAAAAAUUGAUAAGAGCGAAGUUACGUCAACGAGAAAAUUCCAAAUGAUUAAUGAGACGAACAUAUACAUAAUUUACAUAGCCAUCAAUAAAAUACUCUCGCUGAAACUGCAAAACGUAAAUUGGCUACUAGGUAGACUUAAUGCUGAGCACUCGGCGCUGAUCAGUCUCGAAGCCGACAACGAAUCCAAUCGAAAGAGGAUAAAGGAACGAGAACAGAGUCUAUGUCGACAAUUCUCGUUUAUUCUCGGUGUAUUUGAAGUCCUUGCUAGCGCGAGAAUCAUGCCUGGACCAGCAUCGGAUGCGAUUUUCAAGAACUUACUAAAAGUGUAUAACUUUGCUUGCGCAUUGGCCAAGUAUUUCAAGAAGAAGUCGACCGCUACGAAUCCAGCAUUUCAAUCGGUCAAAUUCAUACCCGUGAUUCAAGGGGCUGGUAAUGCGUUGAAGCAGGCAAUCAUGGACUUGAUAUUGCAUGUCGAGUCUUCGCAGAGUGGAGGGAAGUCGAAUGACGCGAACGUACAACGAAAUAAAAUCCUGAAGGAAGUCAUGGUUAUUCCUAAAGUAGUACAAGCCAUAGACACGUUCGACAAAGAAAUAGUGUUGCUCGCGAAGAAAACUGGGGUGGAUUUACUGAAAUAUACGAAGUACGACUCCAUCCGAGAUUUCAGGAUAAAGAGCACUCAGCUAAAGGAAAAUAUUGAGAAGAUGAACGUCAGUUUGAUGAUAACGCAAGCCAAUGCCAAUCAGAACGAGGAGGAGGAAGACCAGACCGACGAUGCAGCAGAGGAGAGCGAGUCUAGGAGCGAAAGCGACGAAAGUCCUCGUCCGUCAAAAAGGCGUCGCAGCAGUUAGUUAUAAUUCACACGUCUAAUUGAGUUAUAUUUUUUCAAGAUUCUAUUUAAACUAGUUUUCUAUUUAUUCAUAUCGUAUUUCGAUUUGAUGUUUACGAUAUCCGUGAGUAUCAUCCAAGUUGUUACGAGUUACUAAUGUAUAAAAAUAGCGUUGAGCAAAACAUUCUUGUACUUUUCCAAUAAAACCAACGAAACAAUAUAUCUGAUUUAUGUAAAUCAUACUCGCACACAGCUCAGUAACUCCGUACAACAUCAGAUAGACUCUCUUGGAUAAGCUCGCAUCGAUAAGCUUGCGCUUCCCGAAUUCGCGAAAGCUGCCCUUUGGCAGCGGCGGCGGCGCUUUAUUUAUAAGGCGAUAGCGCUGUAGAGGCAUCAGCCGGCUUGAACCGGACUCGGGCGGUUCUUCGGCCAUCUCUUUCUCUUUCUCUCCUCGAGUAUAGCAUGUAGAGAUUUUGUAUAUAUGUGUGCUACACACUUUGACUUUCGAGAGUCACGGAGGAAGUUUUCUCCGGUGCUUCCUUUCCCACGUACUGUCGAUGAUCUCGAGUGACCGCUGUCGGUAUCGAUGGUAUGCGGGAGGAAGGAAUGCAUACUUGUUGUCGAUGACGUACUCUGUUUGUGUAUUUUCUGUACUUAUUUACUUUUAAAAUGAAUGGCUUUUAAAAGGGCUACGACUAACUCAGUGGUUUAUACACGUUAUGAGCAUUGAGCAAUACAGCACGCGGCUACAUAGUAUUUAAUUCGUAUACAUUUUCAGACAAUAAAGGAAAAA
Molecule: messenger RNA, 5063 nt
Organism: Nasonia vitripennis (jewel wasp)
Lineage: Eukaryota; Metazoa; Arthropoda; Insecta; Hymenoptera; Pteromalidae
Gene: FANCI
Product: Fanconi anemia group I protein
Exons: 20
Coding region: 273-4292 (1339 amino acids)
Biological process (GO): DNA repair
Molecular function (GO): DNA polymerase binding
Source: RefSeq, a predicted model, not a curated record